AUGACAAAACCCACAACCCCCAGCACGUCUCCAACAACCACGAGCCCAACAUCAAACAACCCAGCUACCCUCAAUGAAUAUGCAUUCGACGAUACCCUGGACGACCCCUUCUUCUCCAAGACAAGCUUCCCCUCCGCUGGAAUCGCAAGCGCGGAUCCCGCGUCCGAAGAAACCACGCGAAAUAGCAGGUGGCUUGCAGCACUCACUGAGAGUCCCGAGGUCUACGCAGCGGCUGAUCAACUUGUAGUGGAGAGGAGAACAUCCUCACUCCCAUGUUCUCCAUCUUCGCUGACCAGCCAGCAGCAAGUGAGCGUGACGCCGACCAGCAACAACAGCUCCGACAGCUCAGAUGACACAUCCAGCCCAUCAUUCAAGGACAAGGGCGAACUGCCCGCACGGCUCCGGCCAGAGUUAUCCAUCAUCAUUCCCGACUGGGCUGAUGGCACGCCUAUGCCGCGGACACUCAGUACAUAUGACAAUAACAACACCCGAUCGUCUUCCGCAGCGUUACGACGCCAGCGGGAGCUGGGUUAUCUUUACAGCACGGCACAGGAAGAUAUCCUCCGCGAGGUACGGACUGCGCGGCGGGAGAAUGAGGCCCUGAAGUCAGAUAUAUUAGAGAACCAGAGGAAGCUUGAGAUCGCAAAGAAGAAGAUUGAUAUGCUGGCUGCCAUGGUUCUGCGCGAACGCGGGGGUCUUUGA
Messenger RNA from Aspergillus mulundensis, 702 nucleotides. RefSeq lists its product as uncharacterized. The transcript has a single exon. Bases 1 to 702 code for a protein of 233 amino acids. The record is from RefSeq and is a predicted model, not a curated record. NCBI's taxonomy places the organism in Eukaryota, Fungi, Ascomycota, Eurotiomycetes, Eurotiales, Aspergillaceae.